Messenger RNA from Triticum aestivum (bread wheat), 2352 nucleotides. Its product is annotated as NLR family CARD domain-containing protein 3. The record is from RefSeq and is a predicted model, not a curated record. Gene Ontology annotation, biological process: nucleocytoplasmic transport; activation of GTPase activity. Gene Ontology annotation, cellular component: perinuclear region of cytoplasm; nucleus; cytosol. The transcript is spliced from 16 exons. Gene Ontology annotation, molecular function: small GTPase binding; GTPase activator activity. The coding region runs from base 105 to 2030 and encodes 641 amino acids. Lineage: Eukaryota; Viridiplantae; Streptophyta; Magnoliopsida; Poales; Poaceae.
GACCCGGCGUAAUCCACAACCUUACCCUCUCCUGCCCCAGAAAGAAAAGCUCUCUCCCCUCCCAAAACCCCGUCCACAUCUCCGGCGGACACCAUCCGCAUCCAAUGGAGUCCUCCCUCCUCCUCUCCUCCGCCCGCCCCCUCAAGCCCUCCCUCGUCGCGCCCUCCUCCUUCGCCCAUCGGCGCUGCGCCUCCUCCGGCCCGAAGCCUCUGUCUCGGCGCCUCCCCUCCCUGCCGCCGCGCGCCCGCCGGUGGAGCGUAGCGCCGCGGGCUGCGCCCGAGGCGUUCGAGGGAAUUCACAGCCAGGACAAGCCCCCCGGGGUCGGACGCGGGGGUGCGCGCCGGAGAGCCUACCGCGAGGAGCAAGGGGAGCCCGUAUCGCGCCCCUUGGGUGCGGGAGCGGGGGGCAUCACUCGCUACAUCGUCCCGGCCGGGGCGUUGCUCGCGCUGAGCUUUGUCAUUUGGAAGGUGGUUGAGAAUUUCCUCCCCCCAAAGAGAAAGGAUCAGAAUUCUGGAGAACCUACAUCUUCUGGGGUCACGUGGUCCUUUGCUGCCGGCUCCAAUUUGUCAACAUCUACAAGCACUAAAGCUCAAAAGGAGUCGAAGAAAAAUCUAAACAAGUUUUAUAAGGAACUUCGUACACUGAAAACCGUUAACAUGGCAGGCCGUCAAUUCGGGGAUGAGGGACUAUUCUUUCUUGCAGAAAGCUUAGCCUAUAACAAGAGUGCUGAAGAGGUGGACUUUUCGGGUAAUGCAAUAACAGCUGCGGGAAUAGAAGCUUUCGAUGGCAUUCUCCAGAUAAACACAGCUUUGAAGACUCUCAAUUUAUCUGGAAAUAUCAUUGGAGAUGAAGGAGCUAAGUGUCUUUCAGAUAUAUUGAUAGAAAACGUAGGUAUUCAGAAGCUCUUCCUGAACAGUACAAAUAUCGGAGAUGAGGGGGCAAAAGCAAUUUCAGAUCUGCUGAAAAAGAACAAAACAAUACGUAUUGUACAGCUUAGCAACAAUACAAUAGAAUACAGUGGUUUUGCAAGUAUUGCAGAUGCACUUCUUGAGAAUAAUACGCUACGGAGUUUGUAUCUCAAUGGCAACUAUGGUGGUCCUCUCGGUGCAUCCAGCCUAGCAAAAGGAGUUGUAGGGAACAAAUCUCUCAGGGAACUUCAUUUACAUGGUAAUGGAUUUGGGAACGAGGGAUUACGGGUGUUGAUGUCUGCAUUAUCUGCUCACAAAGGGAAGAUAACAGUCUUGGAUAUCGGUAACAACAACAUUACAUCAGAAGGUUCUCUCUAUGUAGCUGAGUUCAUCAAAGUGACAAAGUCUCUACGGUGGCUCAGCCUUUACAUGGAUGAUGUUGGUGACGAGGGAGCUGAAAAGGUGGCGGAUGCUCUGAAGCAGAACAAAACAAUUUCUACUAUGGACUUUGGUGGUAAUAACAUUCACUCUAGAGGGGUAACUGCAAUAGCUGAAACUUUGAAGGAGAAUGAAGUGCUGACAACACUGGAGUUGAGUUAUAAUCCAAUUGGAUCAGAGGGGGUAAAGGCUUUGUGUGAUGUUCUUAAGUUCAACGGGAAACUCCAAACCCUUAAGCUUGGUUGGUGCCAGAUAGGUGUGUCAGGUGCAGAGUUCAUUGCUGAUUGUUUGAAGUAUAACACAACAUUGUCGACAUUGGAUUUGCGGGCAAAUGGACUUGGAGAUGAUGUAUGUGUAAUCUUUGGUACAUGUUCGUUAAACUUGCAUGUGCUAUAUGAUCCAUCCUUUUUGACUCUUUUCAUAUUCCUGAAGGGUGCUAUCUGCUUGGCAAGAAGUUUGAAGAUAAUCAAUGAAUCCUUGAAAUCACUUGACCUUGGAUUUAAUGAGAUUAGAGAUGAUGGAGCAUUUGCAUUGGCACAAGCACUCAAGGCCAAUGAAGAUCUUGCGGUCACAUCAUUAAUGCUCGCUAACAACUUCUUUGGUAAAUUUGGACAGGUUGCUCUGACCGAGGCACGAGAUCAUGUAUACGAGAUGAGUGGAAAGGAAAUAGACAUUUAUUAUUAGUACAAUUGGUUUCUCAUUGCACUGUAGCUGCUAUCCGAUGGUUCAGCUUGUCGGUGGAAGGCGUGCUUUCUGCACAGUUGACUGUGUAAUUGAGGCUUUUGGGCAUUACUCGAGUAGAUCAAAGGAAAUGGGGGAAGAGCAUGGUUUAUGCUUUGCUAUACAAAUUUUGGUAAACUACUUGACAGUAGUUUAAUCAUUCAGCUGUAUAUAUGCAAAUUUUCAGAAGCACUUGCCAUUCUUAUUGGUUGUAAUGGACCAUAUCCUUCAUUUCAGAUAUGGAUUUGACUAAUUAGUGACGACUUUUGCCAGCUCUUUUUCUUUA